This is a messenger RNA of Anopheles stephensi (Asian malaria mosquito), 2186 nucleotides long. RefSeq lists its product as uncharacterized. The coding region runs from base 171 to 2186 and encodes 671 amino acids. The record is from RefSeq and is a predicted model, not a curated record. The transcript is spliced from 2 exons. NCBI's taxonomy places the organism in Eukaryota, Metazoa, Arthropoda, Insecta, Diptera, Culicidae.
UCGAAUAUCACAGCAACAAGGCGCAUUAACGUGAACAAGUUUGGUUCCGAUUGAAGUGUAAAGGGCAGUGAAACAUCACACGAGGAAGGCAGACAACGGUUAUCGUCGUAGUUAUCCCGGAACCACAUAGGAAAAGUAUUAGAAGCCCGACAUCGGAUCGCGCUCAAGCCAUGGGUAGUGCGAUGAAAGGUUUGAUCGCGUAUGACUGUGCGCAUGACAACAUCAAUAUCACAAGUUACUCUCUCAUAAAUGUAGCCUCUUGCGAAACCCCGACAAAGAACAUAACCAUUAACGAGUCGCGAAUUCAAGUAUUGCAACAAAGCCCUAAAAAAUUCGUUCAUGUUCACCAAUGCAAGGUAGUAGUCAAACGCUCGAUAAAACAUUGUGGCGCGUGGUCCCACACCUCUGAGUACGAAAACGGUUACGCGUAUAUUGUAAAGGAAUUCACUCCGGAAGAAUGUAAAACCGCUCAAACGUUAGCCGAAAUUUCACUCUCCAUGAAUUAUAAGGUUAGGGAAUUAAGCCGCAAUGAUACCACCAGAGGAAUGACGCUUGUCACCGGCAGCAUCAAGGGUUCAGCCUGCGUCGGAGGGCUCUACGCGACUUCAUCCCAAGCCUGGGAAAACGCGCUUGUCUUCUACGAAUACGAGAUCAGCAUGUACGACUACUUCACAACAACGAACAUCGAGAGCGAUCAAAUCACCUUACGAAAUGGGAUCGUAUGCUCAUAUAGCGUUGGAUGGUGCUUGGAUGCAGAAUUCGGUUACUUCACGUGGGAGAAAAAUCACCAAAUGCCGUGCGAAGGAACCGACUUUGAAAUCAUCUACGAAGGUACGGUCAACAAGACAUUUGACAGCGACGACGUCAGAGGUUCAAUGACCGCGGUGUACACUCUUAUUACACCCGAACACAUGUUCUCCAUAAGAGCACGCGACACAAGACAAAUCUGCGGUUUCGACAGCUACGUCACAGACCACCCACGCAUCUUCAUACUCGAGCUGAACGGUUAUCAAUCGCCGUUCAAGCGUAAGGCGGAGAACGGGAGGAACUUGGAUUUAUUCACCUAUUUUAACUCCAAGAUUACGCUGGUGGAAAGUUACCUGGGGCAACAGCUAAACGACGUCUACACAACGGUGAUGACCGAAAUGUGCAAGAUCGAUAAAGCCAUAUUGGAAACCAAAUUAACACUCGCACGCCUCAACCCUAGCGAGUUCGUCUCAAAUUUGGUCAAACGUCCCGGAUACACCGCAGUAGUCGCUGCAGAGGUUUUGUACAUCCUAGAAUGCAAACCAGUCUACGUCACCUACGACAGCAAGCACGACUGCUACCAAGAGAUACCGGUGAAAUACAACAACCAAUCAAUGUUCAUGGCGCCGGUCACCAGAAUACUACAGCUGAGAGGUACUCAAAUCGAUUGCACACCGUUGCUGCCCGCCAAAUUCGCUAUCGGUGGAAGAUGGUAUACCACGGACCACAAACUCCGAGAAACGACACCCCCGCAAGAGUUGACAUCAGACAUCGUUACGAGUUGGUCGUACACACCCUUACCGAGCCUGAUGGAAAGUGGGGUUUACGACUAUGAUAACCUGCAGAAGAUGAAGAACAUGGUCUACGAACAGCAGGACAAAAGAAUCGCGUCUUCGGUGUUACACAAGAUGAUAACCGGCCAGCACCCAAAUCUGCAAGGCUUUUCCUUCGAACCGCUAAUGUCGGAGAAUCUUAUCCAUAGUGCCUUUAACAGAUACUGGAACAAGUUGGUGUCAUGGUCGACAUGGCUAGGUAAUAUAACCUCGACAGCCUUGGGUGUCUACAUAAUCGCCAGAAGCUUCAAGUUCAUAGUAGACACCAUCAUACACGGUAGAAUACUGUAUGAUAUCUACGGCAUCGGCUGGCAACUACUAGCCUCGUUCUGGGACUCGCUUACGAAUCUACUAUCUCAUCGCAACCACAUGAGAGAAAGCAGAAAGGCGAGCGGCGGGGGAGACAAUACCGUAAUUGACAGCCAGGCGGAAGUCGAAAAUAAGCAGCCAGUGCGCAGACCAAACCAGAAGACGAAGAAAAUAUUUCCUGAAUUGCAUCACGAGAUAGAUCUUCAAGAGCAGUAUGGGCAAACUCGCAUCGACCGAGCGAGACUCGAAGACAACAUUUCGCCUGCGACCACUCAUCAGGCGUCUGGACAUCUAUAA